GGGUGUGGUUACCGUGGUGACGGUGCGGCCUAGGCUGGAGGCGCCGGUCUUUUCCUGCAACUUGAGGAACCGGGGAGGGGUGUGAAGAGUGAAUCGCUGCGGCUCCCUCCCUCCGGGGCGGGUAUGUGGCUGGGCUCGGGCCCGAAGCAGCGCAAAUGGGGAACCUCUUCGGCCGGAAGAAGCGGUCCCGAGUGACCGAGCAGGACCGCGCCGUCCUGCAACUAAAGCAGCAACGUGACCAGUUGAAACAAUAUCAGAAGAAGAUUGCUAUUCAACUUGAAAAGGAGCGGGAAAUAGCACGACAGCUGCUUCGUGGUGGUAAAAAAGAUAAAGCCAAACUUCUGCUCAAGAAGAAACGGUAUCAGGAGCAACUUCUUGAUAAAACUGAAGUUCAGAUUGGCAAUCUUGAGAAAAUGGUUCAGGACAUUGAAUUUACUCAAAUAGAAAUGAAAGUUUUGGAAGGACUUAAAAUCGGAAACAGCUGUCUUCAGAAAAUGCACGAGAUUAUGUCUAUUGAAGAAGUAGAAAGAAUAAUGGAUGAGACCCAAGAAGCUGUUGAAUAUCAGAGGCAAAUUGAUGAUAUUUUGGCUGGGGGAAUAUCUCAAGAAGAUGAGGAUGCCAUUCUGGCUGAACUAGAUGCUAUAACUCAGGAAGAAAUUGAACUCCCAGAAGUUCCUGCAGAGCCACUGCCAAAUAUAUCUGCAAGAGAAAAAGGAAAAGAGCCAGUUAAAAACACACCAAAACAAGAGAUGGUGGCAGCAUCGUAACUGAAGUUUGGACUUUGGAUGACACUGACACAUGUGAUUUCCCUUCCGUAUGUUUUGUAGAGUUGAUCAUGAUUCACCACUCUUUCUGAGGGUUGAGAAAUUCAAACAUGCACUUCAGGAGGAUCUUUACUCUUUCCUGGCAUUGUUUACUUCGUAAAAAUGAAAUUUCAGCCUUGACUUUUUUUAAAUGUAUUUUUCACUUUUUAAAAAGUCAAAAGUGCAUUGCUGUAGAAUUCUAAAUCCAAUGAUAUUGAUAUUCCCUUGAAAAUCAUUCACAAUCCAGCUAAUUUACAAAUUUUCAAUCUGUGCUUAGUUGUAAAAUUUGAAAUGGUUUCCAGAUAAACUUGCACUGACCUAGUAAUACAGUAGUGUAUAAAUUUGGUAAAUUACAUUUUUAUCUGUAAACCAUUAAAUUUUCUUUGAAUGUUUUGAUAAGAACCUACGCAGGAUUCAAGAAAAUGUAAUUCAUAAAGGAAUGAAGUGUCCAGAAUUUGUAAUAAUUCCUGGAGAAGUAGCACAUUUGGCAUUGUGGUGGGAUAAUUAUUAUAAAUCCAUUCUGUUCUUUUAUUAAAUUCCCUGACAUGAAACAUUAAAAAUUGAAUUGUAUUUAAAAAGAAGCCUGCUGAAGAAUUUUAAUUUAUGGAGAAAAGAGCAGUAUUACGAAUUGUUUAUUAUAUCUGUAAUCUCCACGGAAGAAUUCAAAUGAACUCCUUAUGACGCUGUGCAUUGGAAUUCUCUAUGCAGUGCUCUGGCUGGGCAUCAUUGCUAAGCUUGUAAAUGGAUGGAAUUGAAAUAUCAGUGUCAAAAAUGGGACUUAGUAAGUUUAUCAGGUUUUCACUAUAGUUAUCAAAUCUAUUUAAAAUAAGUUUGGAACUACGGUGGAAUUCCACUGAGUACUUGUAAAACUCUUGCUAUGUGAUUGUGAAUUUGAAAUGGAAGUCUUGGACUUUGUAUUUAAAGACGAAAAUGAUUUUCGAGCUGCUAAUUAAACUUACAUUGUUCUGUUUUUAAUCAUGUUAUAAAUGUAUUCUGUUGCAGCUUGGUUCCUUAUCCACUAAACAGAAUAUCUUUGCUCUGCAAGGUUAAUAUAUUUCUUGAAUUGCACUUGUAUUGGUUCUCAUUUGGUCAUAUUAUUCUAGAAACUAAUUGUUUGUGAUGAUGAACUGUUCAAUUUAAAAAAACAACUUCUAGAAGCAAUGUGAAAUUGAGUCAUCUCGAAUGUACACAUGGUUUUCUCCUAAAAUCUUAAUGUGCACAACCAUAGUUUAUCAUGGUACAAUUAUCAGUUUUACGUACUGCCAGAUGGUGAGAGUGGAAUGAGGGGAUGUGCUGAAUAGAGGUCGAGCAUUUCAUCGUGGAAAAGAACGUGAGGGCAAAAUCACCACAAUUGCUGUCGAAGGCAGCUCAAGACUUGCAUUGAGCAAGGGCUUGGAUGUAGUUUGAGUCUGAUGCAUGCAGGGAGCGGGAACAAUUUUUUUUCUGAUAACUCAAAGACUCCAGUCAUGGCCAUGUCAGAAUUCCUUGUAUAUUUAUUUUAAUCAGUUGUAAUAAGUACAUAUUUUUUAAAGGGGUAUGUUGCUUUCAUACCAAAAAUAAAAAUUGAUGGCAACUUUCAAAUCUUGCAAAGAUCAUAGACUGACUGAAAUUCCUACCUAUAAGCACAUAACCUUAAUUGACAUUUGUGCAUGUAUCAAAUAUACUUUUAUUUGGAUACAUAAUAUGUGAAAAGAACAAUAUCAAAAUUUCUACCAAGAAUGAUUUAAUGCCUAUGGAAAUUGCCUUAUCUUGGUGUUAUAAUCUUUUCGGUACUAUGCUUUAAAACUUACACAUCCUUUUGAUCUCUGUAAUAAAUUUCUACAAACUGUAUUUGUUACAAUAUAGAAUAAAAAUAGUCACACUUUGA
Stegostoma tigrinum is the source of this 2670-nucleotide messenger RNA. RefSeq names its product charged multivesicular body protein 6b (gene chmp6b). Bases 156 to 767 code for a protein of 203 amino acids. The transcript is spliced from 8 exons. Gene Ontology annotation, cellular component: multivesicular body; ESCRT III complex. The record is from RefSeq and is a predicted model, not a curated record. NCBI's taxonomy places the organism in Eukaryota, Metazoa, Chordata, Chondrichthyes, Orectolobiformes, Stegostomatidae. Gene Ontology annotation, biological process: late endosome to vacuole transport via multivesicular body sorting pathway; vesicle budding from membrane.